This is a messenger RNA of Eruca vesicaria subsp. sativa (arugula), 1584 nucleotides long. NCBI's taxonomy places the organism in Eukaryota, Viridiplantae, Streptophyta, Magnoliopsida, Brassicales, Brassicaceae. The record is from the annotation of a GenBank genome assembly.
AUGAUGGACCUUUCUGAUAUUGCGCGCUGUGGAGCAAGCACAGAUCUCUCGAAAGAGGGUUCCUGUGACUAUUUGCUUGCCUGCAUGCAAGACAUACAAGCUGUCUUGAAGCAGAGCAAGCUCAAAGCACUUGUUAUAGAUACUUUUGGGGGGAGGAUCGAGAAACUUCUCUGCGAGAAAUAUAUGCAUGCCUGUGAUUUGAUUGCUGAUAAAAGUUCAACGGGCAAUGUAAAAGAGAGUGAAAGUGUCUCGGAGCAUGCCUCGCAAGGCUCCGCAAUGGCUACUCCGCACUUUCUGCAGAAGGAAAGGACAAGCAUCGAUGACUUUGAGAUCAUCAAACCAAUAAGCAGAGGUGCCUUCGGUAAAGUCUUUCUUGCACGUAAAAGAACAACUGGAGACUUUUUUGCAAUAAAGGUACUCAAGAAGCUGGAUAUGAUAAGGAAAAACGACAUCGAAAGGAUAUUGGAAGAGCGAAAUAUACUUAUAACUGUCAGAUACCCAUUUGUGGUUCGGUUUUUUUAUUCAUUCACCUGCAGUGAUAACCUCUACUUGGUAAUGGAAUAUCUUAAUGGUGGUGAUCUAUAUUAUCUGCUCCAGAAAGUUGGCUGUCUUGACGAUGACAUUGCUCGUAUAUACAUCGCGGAACUGCUGACAGACUUUGGGCUGUCAAAGAUCGGUCUUAUAAACAACACAAUUGAUUUAUCUGGCCCUGAGUCAGAUGCAUCUCCAAGAAAAAGUUCUCGUCAUUUUCAAAAGAGCAAAGAAGAAGAAAGAAUUCGACAUUCAGCUGUUGGGACACCUGACUACUUGGCGCCGGAGAUUCUUCUCGGAACUGAACAUGGUUAUGCUGCGGAUUGGUGGUCUGUGGGAAUCAUCUUGUUUGAACUGAUAACCGGAAUUCCACCUUUUACAGCAGUCCGCCCUGAGAUUAUAUUUGACAACAUCCUCAACGGAAAAAUGCCCUGGCCUGAUGUGCCUGGUCAAAUGUCAUAUGAAGCUCAGGAUCUGAUUAACAGGCUUCUUGUCCAUGAGCCGGAAAAGCGACUGGGGGCGAAUGGGGCUGCAGAGGUUAAGUCACAUCCCUUCUUUCGAGGUGUUGACUGGGAAAAUCUUGCUAUGCAAAAGGCUGCCUUUGUACCACAGCCUGAGAGUAUACAUGACACCAGCUAUUUUGUAUCACGGUUUGGUGAAAAGAGUUGCAGUGAUUCUGAUACUGACAACGACAGUGGAUCAUAUCCAAACUCAGGAGAUGAGUUGGAUGAAUGCACCAACCUGGCCGACUUUGAUUCUCCACCUUACUAUCUCUCAUUCAUAAACUUUUCUUUCAAGAAUUUGUCACAAUUGGCUUCGAUCAAUCAUGAUGUGUUAUUGCAAAAGGAUCCAGCCAAAGGAGGAGGAGGAGGAGCCUCACCUUUCAAUAGCCAUGGAACGUAUAGCGUUGCUACAACCGUCAAAGCUAGCUUUAGUCCACGGAUUGGUCUGGUUUGCACCUGCUUUGACAUUUGUAGCUGCUGCUGCUGCUGCUGCUGCAACUACUCUCCCUUUUUUUCUACGCGAGUUCGUUACCUUAAAGGUUUAGGGUAA